AAAAUUUAUUUUGAUAAAAAUGAGAAUCAAACGGGCCAUUAAUUUUCAAUUAUACUUUCUACCUAACCUGCUUUUCCUUUCCAAUUUUCGUCUUGCUCUAUGAUAUAUGAUAUUGAUUUGCGUUUGCAGUUUCCUCUCUUGUCCAAGAGCAAUCUCUUACAAAAGCUUGUUUCGAGAGCCAGUGAGGAGAGUUCUAAUGAAAUUAAGUUAGUCGAUUUUCCUGGUGGACCAAAAGCAUUCGAAAUGUGUGCUAAAUUUUGUUAUGGAAUGACGGUUACUCUUAAUCCCUACAAUAUUGUAGCCGCACGUUGUGCCGCAGAGUAUCUUGAGAUGAUUGAAGAUGUUGAGAGAGGAAACCUGAUUUUCAAGAUUGAAGUAUUUCUCAACUCGAGUAUUUUGCAAAGCUGGAAAGAUUCCAUUAUUGUUCUUCAGACUAGCAAGUCUCUUCUUCCUUUGUCUGAGAAUCUAAAGUUGGUAGCCAGAUGCGUAGAUUCUGUAGCAUCAAAAACCUCAGUUGAUCCCUCAAAAGUUACCUGGUCCUAUACCUAUAAUAGGAAAUUAGCAACUUCAGACAAGAUAAUUGAAAAUGCCAUGAAGUUUCCAGAGAAAUUGGAUUUUGUUCCAAAAGAUUGGUGGGUCGAAGAUAUAUGUGAACUAGACAUUGAUCUGUACAAGCGGGUUAUGAUUGCUGUGAAAUUGAAAGGUAGAACGGAUGGAAAUGUUAUUGGGGAGGCACUGAAGACUUAUGCAGUAAGAUGGUUGCCAGAUUCAAUUGAAUCUCUGGCAUCUGAAGUUUACAACAAGGGGAACAAAUCUUUGGUCGAAACUAUAAUUUGCCUAUUGCCUCCGGACAAGGGAAUUAGCUGUUCUUGUAGUUUCUUGCUCAAACUACUGAAAGUUGCUAUUCUAGUCGGAGCAGAUGAUACAUCUAGGGAAGAUCUGAUUGAAAGUAUCAGCUUGAAAUUGGACGAGGCUUCUGUCAAUGAUCUCUUGAUCCCGGCAAGAUCUCCCCAGAUGACCAUUUAUGAUGUUGAACUUGUCCAGUCUCUCGUGGAUCGAUUUGUGACUCAUUGGAAACGUAAUACAGAUUCUAAUAUUGGCGAGAAGGACAAAAUGAAAGAGAAUGACUUUGUUUUAGGGCGUGGUUCCUGGUUGAACGUUGGAAAAGUUGUUGAUGGUUAUCUUGCAGAAAUUGCUCGUGAUAUAAAUCUCUCUGUCUCUAGUUUUAUUGAGCUAUCACAGUCGAUCCCUGUGUCAGCUAGACCAAUUCAUGAUGGAAUAUACAGUGCCAUUGAUGUCUACUUGAAGGUAGGGACCUCCUUCUCCUUGGCUUAUAUUUUUCUCUAUUCUAGAAGUGCUAUGAGAAUUGCAAUAACUAUUGCUUUUUUAUGUACAAUAUUGACUCACACUUGCUUUUUAGGACAUAUAUUAUGCUAAAAGUACGUUUGAUUG
Molecule: messenger RNA, 1452 nt
Organism: Olea europaea var. sylvestris
Lineage: Eukaryota; Viridiplantae; Streptophyta; Magnoliopsida; Lamiales; Oleaceae
Product: BTB/POZ domain-containing protein NPY1
Exons: 1
Coding region: 100-1437 (445 amino acids)
Source: RefSeq, a predicted model, not a curated record